Molecule: messenger RNA, 1899 nt
Organism: Cutaneotrichosporon cavernicola
Lineage: Eukaryota; Fungi; Basidiomycota; Tremellomycetes; Trichosporonales; Trichosporonaceae
Exons: 4
Coding region: 1-1899 (632 amino acids)
Biological process (GO): proteasome-mediated ubiquitin-dependent protein catabolic process; regulation of proteolysis
Cellular component (GO): cytoplasm
Molecular function (GO): ubiquitin protein ligase binding
Source: RefSeq, a predicted model, not a curated record
AUGGCCACUCGUUGGAACCCAGACAACCCCACUCCCUUUACUCCAACUCAGAGCGUCAGAGGACGCAAUGAUGCAUCCACACCCACACCUUCUCGCCGCACCACUACUAUCCACCUUCCCUCUACGGCCUACGUGAUACCUCCCAUCUCCCGCCACGCACACAACCAGGAGUUGGCCCGUGCACCACAUACAAACCUCGGAUUCUGCGAGACCAAGCAGACUGCUUUCGAGUGGCCCAUCAAGAAUGUAUGUAAUCUCAAGACGCAACUCGAUCAGGAAGCAGCGCGAGGCCGUGGCGAGGACGCGCCUGAGGACGAAGAGCGUCAUGAGGUCCUCGCGGGCGACGAGACAUACUUUGACGACCUGUCGUACAAGCUUCACCUAGAGCGGGCGCCAGACACGAUCGACGAGUACACAGACGGCCAAGGGGUACAGGAGCCUCGGAUCAUGCUGGCUAUCAUCGCAACGUGGGCCAAGUACUCUGACAUCCCGGCAGACGGGGUUUUCGCUCGUGAGGUGUUCGUGGGAAUAAAGCAGUUCGAGGUGCCAGGGGAGCGGGGCCUCGGCGAGCCGGAAUGGCUCUGGAGCAACUCGGCAGUUGCCACUUUCUCCAAACGACAGGAGUACCACGAGGUUGUGCUACCGCCGUUGAGCAUGCUUCUCGAGGACCCUGGUGUCGUGACACGCGACUCUUUCUCUAUCCGGAUUGUCGUCAAGCACGCAUCCGAGGUCGGACUUCCGCCGCUCGUACACACGGAUCAGCAGUUCGUGUCACGCCGCAUUACACGUAUGAACGCCGCUCUCCUCGACAGUAAGCGCACCGGCGAUGUCCGUUUCAUCUGUCUUCAACACCAGGAAAGCAGCACUCCAACAGAUUGUGGCGGUGCAAUGGCCCGCCGGCGCAUUGUAUACGCGCAUUGGGAGCUGCUCGUGCACACCGAGUACUUCAAGGCGACACUAGCUGGCGGCUUCUCGGAGGCAUCAGAUGCGGCCGUCACCACCCUGAUCGUCGAUGAUGCGACCUUCAACACCGUUUACUGGGUCCUACGAUGGAUCUACACCGACGAGAUCCUCUUCUCGGCGACGGACAGCGUGAGAUCCGUCAUGGGUCAGGUGAGAGUGGACUGCACAGCUGCGCGCCGCCUCCUAAACUCGGAAAGCUGGGAGUAUGUGCCGCUGGAGGAGGAGGACGAUGUUGAAUCGCGCACCGUGCGCAGUGUUUCCAGCGUCGGCACGGCGCCGUCCGCUGGUCGCCGCUCGCCUCGCCAUCUGCCCGUCGCCUCUACCGCGUCUGAAGGCAGCGGCUCCCGCCGUCAAUCGGCGACCUCCACCUCGUCUGCCAACCCGCAAACCACGCCCCGGCCCCCGAUAAGCCGAAACAAGUCGGCCUCACCUGUCUCGACCAUACCCCGCGCCGCGAAUACGGCUCGCAAGCCACCCCCUCCUUCCGUGAUUGUCAAGUCGGCUGCCAAGUCACCCUCGACAGCUCCGACCUCGCCAGCAGCUGUCGGUCGGUCGCCGUACCCAACCGCCGCGCCGCGCCGACCACCACCACCACCCGAACCCCACAAGCACCCCACGCUGCCGCCCACACCGCCCUCACCGCUGGCGGUCUUCUUCCUCGCUCACCGCUACGGCCUCGACGAGCUGCAGUCCCUAGCCCGCGACGCGCUGUUACGCCAGCUCACGUCCGACUCCUGCGUCACCGCGCUGCUCGCGACGUACGCGUUCACCGAGCUACACCAGGCCGUGAUGGACUAUGUGAUCGACCACUGGGCCGAGGUGUGCGCCUCGCCCGACCUCGAGCGAUGCUACCAGGAGGUUUCUGCUGGCGUAUGGGGCGAGAACGACGGCGGCCAGGUCCUCUUGGGCCUCACACGCCGGCUGACGGGAGUGUAG